GCCUCCUUGCUCUAGAGGUCUGGAGGCUGAUUGGCUUCCUCAGCCUCUCCCACUCCGUUCAUACGGCUGACUGCGUGCGUGUUUCGGUGUCAGUCCGCUCUCACACUGCUGUUCAGAGGAGACGGAGACAUGCCGGGGCUUCUGCUCGGAGACGUUUUUCCUGACUUCGAAGCGAACACAUCGACCGGGAAGAUAAAGUUUCACGAAUUCCUGGGUAACUCAUGGGGCAUCUUGUUCUCUCACCCACGCGACUUCACCCCAGUGUGCACGACUGAGCUUGCUACUGCUGCUAGGCUCAGCAGUGAGUUCAAGAAGCGUGAUGUGAAGAUGAUCGCUCUGUCCAUAGACAGCGUGGAAGACCACUGCAGCUGGAGCAAGGAUGUGAUGGCGCUUUAUCCAGAGCAGGCAGCUUCUCCCCUGCCAUUCCCCAUCAUAGCGGAUGACAAGCGAGAGCUGUCGGUCCUCCUGGGUAUGCUGGACCCUGAUGAGCUUGACAAAGACGGCAUACCUCUUACUGCCCGAUGUGUGUUUGUUAUUGGUCCUGAUAAAAAGUUGAAGCUGUCCAUCCUCUACCCUGCCACUACGGGGCGCAAUUUCACUGAGAUACUUCGGGUCAUUGAUUCCCUGCAGCUGACAGCAAAGAAGAAGGUGGCCACGCCUGUGGACUGGAAGUCUGGAGAGGAUGUCAUGGUCAUCCCCUCUCUCUCAGACGAAGAAGCCAAAAAGCUUUUUCCUGCUGGUUUCACCACCAAAGAGAUGCCUUCUGGGAAAAAUUACCUGCGCUACACCCCACAGCCAUAAACCACCAGUAGGGUUUUGAAAGAGAACAGCAGAAAUAGCACUUCCUUUCCAACUUUGGCCUAUUUUGCGACCUGAUUCUAUCAAUAUAAAUAUAUAUCUGUAGCUGACAGUACUUUCUUUUCUGCCUCAAAACUCAGGCUUUAUGUAAUCAAUCAAAUUGACCUCAAUCCACAGGCAUAAUAUUUAGAGUAUGGGUGAUACCAAAUGUAUAGUGCCUUAUCUUCAAUGAAAACACAGUUCCUUUUGGCAUUUACUCUAGUUUUGUUUUGUUUAGUGGGAUACUCUGGAGUGGUGAACAUGUAUGCCAACUGAACAAACUCAGAAAAGCUGAUAUGGUUUAAGGGGGAAAACGUGGGAAAUGUUGGGUGAAUACUGAGAAUAAAUGAACGGACGUGAUUUAUACCACUGGCUACGUGAGGGAGGAAAAAAGAGACCAGAACACACAAAUGUUAUGCAAUGUAUUAGUGCUUUUACUGAAAUGGUUCUGUCUGUUCUCGGUUUCAGUAUCAGCCUACUUUGGCUUUCUGCAAAUUCAUUGGACGUUUAAGUAUGCCUCUAUCCUUGUUUGUUUUCUCAUAAAAAAAAAAACUGGAUUGGAUUUCGUACAUUUGUAUUUUUUUUUCUUAUUUUGGAUUAUUAUGUGCUGAUUAGGUCAGAUAUGUCCAUAAAGUAAAACAUUUAAUGUUGUUUACUACAUGUACUUUGAAUUUCGUCGCCCUGAGAAUGAAUCCGUGUGUUCUAAACAUGGACAUUGCACUUCAUUCAGAACUACUAGAAUGUUCUUGCCUUGUUUGCACUAAAGAUUGACAAUGAGAGAUUAAAAAUUAAACUUUGAUUGAUGUAGAAUGUAUUAAGGAUCGAAGCCUUUUCCCCCUGAUGUUAUUAGCCAGCAGAUGGCAGCAGAAGAUCAGUAAAUGUAAGAAACACUGCACUUUUUAUGAAGUGUACACUGUGCUGUAUGGUGUAAUGAUCAACUUAAGUAAAGACAUUUUUUACCACCAGCUUAAA
Messenger RNA from Colossoma macropomum (tambaqui), 1809 nucleotides. It is a transcript of the gene prdx6, whose product is annotated as peroxiredoxin 6. Gene Ontology annotation, molecular function: peroxiredoxin activity. The transcript is spliced from 5 exons. Gene Ontology annotation, cellular component: cytosol; mitochondrion. Lineage: Eukaryota; Metazoa; Chordata; Actinopteri; Characiformes; Serrasalmidae. Gene Ontology annotation, biological process: cell redox homeostasis; cellular oxidant detoxification. Bases 130 to 801 code for a protein of 223 amino acids. The record is from RefSeq and is a predicted model, not a curated record.